Molecule: messenger RNA, 480 nt
Organism: Aspergillus thermomutatus
Lineage: Eukaryota; Fungi; Ascomycota; Eurotiomycetes; Eurotiales; Aspergillaceae
Exons: 3
Coding region: 1-480 (159 amino acids)
Source: RefSeq, a predicted model, not a curated record
AUGAUCACAUGGAUUCAUCUUGUCGGCCGUGUGCCCCUGUUUCUCUGUUCCAUUGCCUACCUGGCUCUGGCCGGAUACACUGCUGCUAGAUGGGGGCCGGUGGAUCCAAACAAGAUCUAUCGGACGGUUUUCGCCGCAGCCUCCCUGGCAAUCAUCGCCGACGUCGUGGCAAUGACUCUAUUGUUUCGAAAACCAUCGUAUUUGCCAACAGUGAUCUUCCUAGAUAUUGUGGCCUGUAUUCUAUCAGGGAUCAGUAUCCCAGUGAUUGCGCUAAGCGACUACAACUAUGCGGACGACCCGAACCCCCACCUGCAUGGCUGGGAAAAGAUUGAUCUGGUACUCUUUGAUCUAAAUAUUGCAAUCAUAUGUGAGAGAGUCUUGUCGAUGUUUCUCUGCGGGCUGUCACGACGUGGUCGUUCGGACCUGGAGGUGAGCAGGCCUCGAUCAAGAGUUGAGCUGGAGGAUAGUUAUGAUUCAUAG